Molecule: messenger RNA, 1302 nt
Organism: Hippocampus zosterae (dwarf seahorse)
Lineage: Eukaryota; Metazoa; Chordata; Actinopteri; Syngnathiformes; Syngnathidae
Gene: mrpl11
Product: mitochondrial ribosomal protein L11
Exons: 6
Coding region: 139-732 (197 amino acids)
Biological process (GO): translation
Cellular component (GO): mitochondrial large ribosomal subunit; ribosome
Molecular function (GO): large ribosomal subunit rRNA binding; structural constituent of ribosome
Source: RefSeq, a predicted model, not a curated record
UAACAGCAAAUACUUGAGCGAAGUACUGAUUCAACAUGUCUGCGCCCUGAAGGAGAGACAGAAACAGCAAUAGAAACAUUGUGAAAGCACAAGACGACAAGCAGCGUUCUCUCGUUGGCUCGGUGGCAAGCUUGAAACAUGUCAAAGAUCUCCAAGGCGGCCAAAGCCGUGAAGAAGAUGGAUGCAGGUGGCGUGAUCCGGGCUAUUGUGAGGUCAGGACAAGCAGCCCCCGGGCCACCGCUGGGCCCAGUCCUCGGACAGAGAGGAAUCCCCAUCGGGCAAUUCUGCAAGGACUUCAACGAGAAAACCAAAGAGAUGAAGGAAGGCAUCCCUCUUCCAAUCAAGAUCAACGUGAAGCCCGACAGGACGUACGACCUUCAAAUCGGCCGGCCCACCGUCUCAUACUUCCUCAAGCAAGCGGCGGGCAUCGCCAAAGGAGCCGGAAAAACAGGGCACGAGACGGCCGGCAUGGUGUCCGUGAGAGCCGUGUACGAGAUCGCCCGUGUGAAAGCGGAGGACGAGUGCUUCAAGCUUCGGAACACGUCGCUGGAGAACGUGGUCAAAAGCAUCGUAGGGUCGGCACGCUCGCUGGGCAUCAAGGUGGUCAAUGACCUCUCCGCUGACGAGUACAAAGUGUUCUUGGAGCAGCGAGAAGAGAAAUUGAAGGCGGACGCCGCGGCGGCUGCCGAGGCUGCGGCUGUGGCUGAAGCCCCACAAAGCAAGAAGAGAUAAAACAUUCAGAGCGUUUCCGCGGCUCCUUACUGACACCUAGCGGCCAUGUGAGCUGCUACACUGCCCUCCAUGGAAAGCCCGAGCAGCGUUUGUUCCAUGUCGUCCGUGGACUCGUACACUCUUUGACCUCACUGGUAUAGACGAUUCCUUGCACUAGUAGAACAGGGGGGGGGGGGGGGGGGGUUGUUGUUUUUUUGUUUUUUGUUUUUACCACUUCUGGGCAUUUCUGCAUAGGACAUCCACAUCUGCUAGUGAAGCGUUCAAUGCUAAUAGCGAUGUUAUAAUGAUGCACUCGUGCACAAUUUUAACUCACUAGUGUCCUACUAAAAUGCCAACGUUGUCCCACGAGUGUUGACAAAGAGUGUUACGAGUACAUCGACCUUAAGCAUUCUAUGAAGCUGUGGUGGAAUUAAUAAUGUUGCAAAUGUAACAGUAGUUUUCUCGUAAGGUUUAAAUGGCAUUUUGUUUGCCCAUGUCGUUCUACUCGUGCACUGAAUUUCCUUACCCCCCCAUUCCUAUUUAUACACAUUGUAUACAAUACCAACACUGAAUAAAUCCAAUUCAACUCUU